CUGCAUUCAUAAACCAACUUUACUCUGCAACUCCCCUCUCUCUCUCUCUCUCUCUCUCUAAACAUACACAAUAUAUUGUAGUAUUUCAUAAAACACAACUCUUUCUCUCUGCUGCUCCUCAUUUUUUGAUAGAGAAAAGCAGAGAAUAAAGUGAAGAACAAAGACAAGAGAAAGAGGAGAGGAGAGAGAGAGAGAGAGGGGUCACGGGUGCAAUGUGCAGCAACAUGUUGAGAAUCAACAGUUUACUGAGUACCAUAGCCUUGUAUUUGUGUGUUUUUUCUUCUUCUUCCGUCACAGCCUCUGUUACUUACGACGACAAGGCCUUCAUCAUUGACGGCCAAAGGAAAAUUCUCAUUUCCGGCUCCAUUCAUUACCCAAGAAGCACCCCCGAGAUGUGGCCUGAUCUUAUCCAAAAGGCAAAAGAUGGGGGAUUGGAUGUGAUACAGACUUAUGUAUUUUGGAAUGGGCACGAACCUUCUCCUGGACAGUAUUAUUUUGAGGGGAGGUAUGAUCUCGUGCGAUUCAUAAAACUGGUGCAACAAGCAGGUCUCUAUGUUCAUCUCAGAAUUGGCCCCUACGUUUGUGCUGAAUGGAAUUUCGGGGGAUUCCCUGUUUGGCUGAAAUAUGUUCCAGGAAUUGCUUUUAGAACAGACAAUGAGCCUUUUAAGGCGGCAAUGAAAAAAUUCACGGCGAAGAUCGUUGACUUGAUGAAGUCAGAAAAUUUGUUUGAACCUCAAGGUGGUCCAAUUAUCAUGUCUCAGAUAGAGAACGAAUAUGGACCGAUCGAGUGGGAAAUUCAUGCUCCCGGUAGGGCAUACACGAAAUGGGCAGCCGAAAUGGCUGUAGGCCUCGGCACUGGUGUCCCGUGGAUUAUGUGCAAACAAGAAGAUGCUCCUGAUCCAAUCAUAGACACUUGCAAUGGUUUUUACUGUGAAGGCUUCAAACCGCACAAGGACUAUAACCCUAAAAUGUGGACCGAGGCCUGGACUGGUUGGUAUACAAGGUUUGGAGGUCCAGCUCCUAAUAGACCUGUUGAGGACUUGGCAUUUUCUGUCGCGAGGUUUAUACAGAAUAACGGAUCUUUUGUCAAUUACUAUAUGUAUCACGGAGGAACAAAUUUUGGCCGAACAGCUGCUGGUCGCUUCGUUGCCACUAGCUACGACUAUGACGCUCCCAUUGACGAAUAUGGAUUACUGAGGGAACCAAAAUGGGGACAUCUGAGAGAUUUGCAUAAAGCCAUAAAGCUAUGUGAACCUGCUUUAGUUUCCACAUAUCCUACAGUAUCCUGGCCUGGCAAUAAUCUCGAGGUUCAUGUAUUCAAAUCCAAAUCAGCUUGUGCUGCAUUUCUUGCAAACUAUGACACAGAAUCUUCUGCAACUGUGACAUUUCAAAAUAAGCAAUAUGAUCUGCCGCCUUGGUCCGUCAGCAUUCUUCCUGACUGCAAAACUGAAGUUUUUAACACAGCAAGGAUUAACUCCCAAAGUUCAAAGAUGAUAAUGGAACCUCUACGAACCGGAGCGUUUGAUUGGCAAUCAUACAGUGAAGAAACUGUAUCGGCGGACGAUUCAGACACACUGACAACUGAUGGACUAUGGGAGCAAAUCAACGUGACAAGAGAUGCCUCGGACUAUCUGUGGUACCUCACCAAUGUGAAUAUACAACCGGAUGAAGGAUUUCUAAGUAACGGACAGUAUCCGGUUCUUACGGUCAUGUCAGCAGGCCAUGCUUUGCAGGUUUUCAUCAAUGGGAAACUAUCAGGAACUGUUUAUGGGGGAUUAGAGAAUCCAAAGCUGACAUUUAGUGACAAUGUGAAGCUGAGAGCAGGCAUUAACAAGAUAUCUUUACUAAGCAUUGCUGUGGGUCUUCCGAAUGUUGGCCUGCAUUUUGAGACAUGGAAUGCUGGGGUUCUUGGCCCUGUCACAUUGAAGGGUCUUAAUGAGGGGACUAGAGACUUAACAAAUCAAAAGUGGUCUUACAAGAUUGGUCUUGAAGGUGAAGCUUUAAGUCUUCAUACAAUCAGUGGAAGUUCCUCUGUAGAGUGGGUUGAAGGACCAUCAUUGGCUCAAAAGCAGCCCAUGACAUGGUACAAGACAACAUUCAAUGCACCAGAAGGAAAUGAUCCACUAGCUUUGGAUAUGAAUGGGAUGGGGAAAGGCCUAAUAUGGAUAAAUGGUGAAAGCAUCGGGCGCCAUUGGCCUGGAUAUAUAGCAAAGGGUCACUGCAACGGCUGUAGCUAUGCCGGGACUUUCAAUGAGAACAAAUGCCAAACUAAUUGUGGAGAACCCUCUCAGAGAUGGUACCACAUUCCACGAUCGUGGCUAAAACCGAACGGGAAUCUGUUGGUUGUGUUUGAAGAAUGGGGCGGUGACCCUACUGCGAUUUCUUUGGUUAGAAGGAGGACUGAAAGGGUUUGUGCUGAUAUCUAUGAAGGGCAGCCAAGUCUCAAAAAUUGGCGUAUGGUAGCCUCCGGGAGACAUGAUAACCUACAAUCAAAAGCCCAUUUGUGGUGUCCACAGGAGCAGAGAAUCUCUGAUAUCAAGUUUGCAAGCUAUGGAUUGCCACAAGGAACGUGUGGCAGCUUUCGGGAGGGAAGUUGUCAUGCUCACAGGUCGUAUGAUGCGCUCAAAAGGAAUUGUAUCGGGAAUCAAUCUUGUUCAGUUAGUGUAGUUCCUGAUGUUUUUGGAGGAGAUCCGUGUCCAGGCAGCAUGAAGAAAUUUUCAGCUGAGGCGGUCUGCAGCUGAAAUCAUGUUAACCACACAAAAGCCCGAAAAGAGUUUUUUUGCUUUCGGUUCAAUUUGUAGAGACAUAAUGCAUACCAUUUGGCCAACUAGAGAACACAAAGGCCUGCAAUAAGGUUUCAAUUAUUUGCCAUUAGGUACAUGAAGGUAGAAAGGGAUUAAAUACAACUACAGUCAAAGGUUUAGUCCGAAGAAGUUUUAGGUCAAUUCAUUCAACUCCCAGGAGAAUCGAUGUACUCUCUUUGUAAAAGCAAUAACAGUGUCCGUUCAAUGAUCAUAUACUGUUUUUUUGUUC
Molecule: messenger RNA, 3033 nt
Organism: Rhododendron vialii
Lineage: Eukaryota; Viridiplantae; Streptophyta; Magnoliopsida; Ericales; Ericaceae
Product: beta-galactosidase
Exons: 19
Coding region: 213-2741 (842 amino acids)
Biological process (GO): carbohydrate metabolic process
Cellular component (GO): cell wall; vacuole
Molecular function (GO): carbohydrate binding; beta-galactosidase activity
Source: RefSeq, a predicted model, not a curated record